AUGUCGUCGUUUUCGGCAGCACUUAAUUCUGCUGCACAAGCGAAUGACCGCCUAAAGACCCUGCAGGGUCAGGUGCAUCCGGCUACCCAGCAAUAUGAUCAUCCUCUUGAUCCCUUAUCGGCAACGGAAAUCUCUGUAGCUUCAUCCCUUAUUAAAGCGAAGCACCUUGGAAAGCGAUUCCAAUUUCGUUAUGUCACGCUCGUAGAGCCUCCAAAGAAGCAAUUGACAGUGUACCUGGAUGAGGAGCUGGCAGGAAGGGCUCCAUCCCAGAAGCCGGACAGGAUUGUCGAGGCUCUAUACUCGGUCUUCGACAAUGAAACCGGAUGGUCAUAUAAAUGCUAUGAGAGCAUCGUGAACUUGACGACAAGCCAGGUCGUCAAAGAGCAACCCCUGCCCGAGGGUGCCGCUGAGCCGUUGUCGUUCAAGACCAUGGCUAAUGCACAGGAAAUUCUGGUUCAAUCAAAAGAGUUCAAAGAUGCUGUUGCCAAAUUGAACCUUCCAGAGAAUAUCGUUAUCGAGAUUGAUCCUUGGAUGUAUGGCGUCGACCAACCGAAGGCUGGGCCAACCCGCUUGUCCUUCCUCUGUUAUGCUAGGCACCCCUCGAAUAACCACCCGGAUGGAAAUAUCUAUUCCAUUCCGCUACCAAUUAUCCCGUUAAUGGACCUCCAAACGAUGACGGUUCUUUCUAUUGAGCCGGCCGCAUCCGGAGGUACCGAAGACGGCUUCACUUAUGGCACCCAUCCCGAAAGAGCCAUUGACCACUGUAUUGCGAACGAAUAUGUUCCAGAACUACAGCCGAAGGGGCUAAGAAAGGACUUGAAACCCUUGCAGGUCGUGCAACCUGAAGGAGCUAGCUUUACAAUUAAAGGAAGGCUCGUUGAAUGGCAAAAGUGGCGCUUCAGAGUCGGCUGGAACUACCGUGAAGGUGCCAUCAUUCAUGAUGUUACCUAUGACGGUAGAAGAGUGUUUCAUAGGCUUAGUCUUUCUGAUAUGACAGUACCCUAUGGCGACCCCCGGACACCUUAUCACAGGAAACAGGCGUUCGAUCUUGGCGAUCUCGGUGCGGGAUUAUCCGCCAACAACCUCGCACUAGGCUGCGAUUGUUUAGGUCUCAUCCAUUACUUCCCAGGAGCUCUGACGACUCAUACCGGGGAAGGAGAGGUCAAGGGGAACGCUGUUUGCUUGCACGAACAGGAUAUGGGAAUUGGCUGGAAGCAUACCAAUUACCGAACCGAUAGGGCAGUCCUAACUAGAAACCGCAUGCUCGUAGUGCAACAAAUUUUGACCGUUGCAAAUUACGAGUAUAUCUUCGCUUGGCAGUUCGAUCAGGCUGGAGCUAUCCAUUUUGAAACCAGAGCUACUGGUAUCCUGUCAACAUGCAUGAUCGACCCAGGGAAGGUGUCAGAGUGGGGUAACGUCGUAUCCCCGGGUGUUUUGGCACAGUAUCAUCAGCAUAUUUUCUGUCUGAGGAUCGACCCCGCCAUCGACGGAUGGCAGAACAGCGUUGUCCAGGAGGAGGCAGUAUCGUUACCGAUAUCUGCUGAACGCAAUCCUUUUGGCAAUGCAUUUGUCACUGAGAAGAAGGUCAUCAAGACUAGUUCAUAUGCGGACGCUGCACCCCAUAAGAACAGGGUUUUCAAGAUCAUCAAUCCUUCCAAGUUCAACCCUCAUAGCAAAAACCCUGUCAGCUAUAAAUUAGUUCCUCAUACGGGUCAGCUCCUCCUGGCAGACCCAGGUAGUGUCGCAGCUGCAAGAGCUCGAUUCGCGCAGCACCACAUCUGGGUCACAAAACAUCGAGAUGAGGAUCUUUGGUGCGCCGGCAAGUUCACCAAUCAAGCAUCCAGAGAGGAUGGAGGCGUCCAGGAUAUGAUCGAAAGAAAUGAAAAUGUGGAGAACGACGAUAUAUUGGUCUGGCAUACAUUUGGAAUGACGCAUAUACCACGAGUGGAAGACUUCCCAGUCAUGCCUGUGGAGAUUCACCAAGUCAGCCUGAAACCUGCAGAUUUCUUUGAUCGAAAUCCAGCAAUCGAUGUCCCUGCGUCGAAUCAAUUGGCCAACAAAUCAGUUCUAUAUGACGACUUCAACGCCAAGUCCGGGUCUUGCUGCUCGUAA
Messenger RNA from Orbilia oligospora ATCC 24927, 2112 nucleotides. RefSeq lists its product as uncharacterized. The record is from RefSeq and is a predicted model, not a curated record. The transcript has 7 exons. Gene Ontology annotation, molecular function: quinone binding; primary methylamine oxidase activity; copper ion binding. Gene Ontology annotation, biological process: amine metabolic process. Lineage: Eukaryota; Fungi; Ascomycota; Orbiliomycetes; Orbiliales; Orbiliaceae. Bases 1 to 2112 code for a protein of 703 amino acids.